Molecule: messenger RNA, 2304 nt
Organism: Uncinocarpus reesii 1704
Lineage: Eukaryota; Fungi; Ascomycota; Eurotiomycetes; Onygenales; Onygenaceae
Exons: 2
Coding region: 1-2304 (767 amino acids)
Cellular component (GO): SBF transcription complex; MBF transcription complex
Molecular function (GO): protein binding; DNA binding; transcription coactivator activity
Source: RefSeq, a predicted model, not a curated record
AUGGAAGUCAAUGGAGUUGCGGUAAUGCGACGGCGCUCUGAUUCGUGGUUGAAUGCUACCCAGAUUCUCAAAGUUGCAGGGGUGGUUAAAGCCCGGCGCACCAAAACUCUAGAAAAAGAGGUCGCUUCCGGUGAGCAUGAAAAGGUCCAGGGUGGCUACGGAAAGUAUCAAGGAACCUGGGUCAGUUACCAAAGAGGCGUGGAGCUCUGUCGACGGUACCAUGUGGAGGACCUCUUACGCCCUCUACUCGAGUAUGACAUGGGCCAGGACGGCGUAAGUCAAGCCGGACAUGGAGCAACAGACACCCCGACGAAGGAACAAGCUAUGGCGGCUCAGCGAAAACGGCUCUAUUAUGGCAUGGAUAGCCAAAACUCCUCCUCGCAGGGAACCUUUUUUCAAAGUAUUUCGCGCACUGCCGCUAGCGCAGUGAGCGCCAUUAAUAAAGCACGAUUUGAUUCUCCAGCCAGCCGCGGACCCGAUAGUCGACAGCCUAGUGCGAUAAGGAGGUCUUCACAAAUGAGUAGCCAGGAAUCGCAUGUUCCUCUUGGUAGCCAAAAGAGUAUGUACAGUGUUGCCUCGGAUAGUGGCUUUGCGAGCAACCUACAACCUAGCCAGCGAAGUCUCGUAGACCAUGGAGAAGAGACCCAAGAGCCCCCCCGAAAACGAAUGCGAUCAUCAUCCUCUGUGCAGAUGCGCUCAUUUAAUGCUUUAAAUGAGCCUACCCCAACUGAGCCUAGUGAAUCGUUCUACAGGCCGCUGGAAGCGCAGGAAGAUGCAACUGACGACUAUACUCAUGGGCUGAAGCCCCUAGCAGCUGCCACUACUCCGGAAAGAUAUCAGAAAAUGAAGCUCAUCAUGACUCUAUUCCUCGACAAGCGCGCAAAAGAUUUCUCGACUCAUCCAGCUUUUCUCACACUAACUAGCGAGGAUUUAGAGAUCCCACUUGACGAGUACCUAAAUAGUGCCUUACACUGGGCUGCUAUGCUUGCGCGCCUACCACUUGUCCAUGCGCUAGUUGCCAAAGGAGUAAGCAUAUAUCGCCUGAACGCCGCUGGUGAAACGGCCCUUCAAAAAGCUGUUGGCACAAGGAAUAAUCUUGAUUAUCGAACAUUUUCAAAGCUCUUGCAGGUUCUCGCCGCGACUAUUGAAAUAAUCGAUCACCACGGACGGACAGUUUUGCACCAUAUUGCAAUGAUGGCUGCGACAGGAGGCGAUGGUCACGUUGCAGCAAAGCAUUAUCUGGAGUGUCUGCUCGAGUUCAUAGUACGCCAUGGAGGCCCAUCAAACAGCCAACAAAGUUCCGCCAACGGCGCCAGUAGCCUUAGGAACCCUCAACGAACGGAAGUAAUAGGCCUAGGAAGGUUUAUGUCAGAUAUGAUUAACAUCCAGGAUGACCAAGGAGAUACUGCAUUAAACCUCGCAGGAAGGGCUCGCACAAUUCUCGUUCCUCAACUCCUCGAAGUCGGUGCAAGUCCUCACAUACCAAACCAUACGGGGCUAAGACCAGCCGAUUAUGGCGUCGGUGUCGAUAUGGUUAGUAGCGGCGGCCAGGGUCUGCAGAAUGGCGAUGCAGACGAUUCGUUUAGUACCCAACUUGCAAGAACAAAACAGGAUAUUCUCAGCUCUGCGCUUGCACAAAUCACCUCUGCCAUCGAGCAGUCAUUUAACAUGGUGGAUAAAGAUCUAUCUGAUGACCUGAGCAAAAAACAAGAAGAGUUUGACCAGUGGCACGCGAAGAUACGCGAAAGCGCUAAACUCCGGCAAAUAGAGCAGAAUGAACUGGAUGAAUUAAAGAAAACAUCUCGCGAACGCAUCGAGCUACAGAGACAGACGCGCAAUCUUGAACAAUCAGCCGAUGAGCUUGCUGCAACCUUGAAGGAAAUGGAAGAUGCAGAACCUAGCGACAAUCCCGUAGGCGACGAUCCAAGGCAAACGCCAUUAUUCGACCUGGAUGGGUUCAAUACCCUGUUCCCAGAAACAUUCGAUGCCUCCACGGGUUUUUCUGACGAACAGCGUGCAUACCUUUCUGAACAGCCUUCUGUUGAGAAACUACAGGCGUUUCUCGGGGCCUAUGAGGAACACAACCAAAGUAUUGGCGAGGAGAUUGAAAUCCUCAAAUCCAAAAACGUUGUGCUUGGCGAACAGUACCGGCGCAUGGUCAUGGCAUGUACAGGGUGGUCCGCUGAGCAAGUAGACGCCGCCGCGGAGGGCCUGAUGGAGUGCGUUAAGGAUCUGAACCAGGACCCAGUGCCGGAGGAAGUAGCGCUUGAGAUUCUGAUGCAAGAUCGUGGCCAAGAUUGGUGA